Molecule: messenger RNA, 2025 nt
Organism: Emiliania huxleyi CCMP1516
Lineage: Eukaryota; Haptophyta; Isochrysidales; Noelaerhabdaceae
Exons: 10
Coding region: 64-1785 (573 amino acids)
Biological process (GO): long-chain fatty acid metabolic process; neuron differentiation; long-chain fatty-acyl-CoA metabolic process
Cellular component (GO): plasma membrane; lipid droplet; endoplasmic reticulum
Molecular function (GO): long-chain fatty acid-CoA ligase activity
Source: RefSeq, a predicted model, not a curated record
GGCGCUCUCUGACCUUGACAGCCGCGUCCCUCUCUCGCAAGCACCCUUUUCCCUUCCUCUCAUAUGGCCGGCAAGGUGGACGAGAAUGGCGUCCUGUGGAACGCCAACCAGGUCGGCGCCUUCUCUGAUUGCUUCGGCGGGCACAAAAACCUUUGGGAGACGCUCGUCGCCUCGGCAGCGACGCACGGUCCCCUCCAGUGUGCGGGCGUGCGCAAGAUUCUCGAAGUCGUGCCCGAGGGGGGCUUCGAAAAGCUGCGCAUGGCGCCCAACUACGAGUGGAUGACCUACUCCGAGUACUUCAAGACGGCCGACUCGCUCGGCGCCGGCCUCGCCGAGGCCAUCCCCGGCCUAAAGGCGAACGACACGGUGGUCAUCUACGCAGACACGCAGCGCGACUGGAUGCUCGCUGCGUACGCCUGCUGGCGGCAGGGGUACGUCGUUGGGACGAUCUACGCGACGCUCGGCGCCGAGGGCGCCGAGUACGGCAUCAACCAGUCCGGCUGCAAGGCGCACGCGCCGCCCGCGGUCGUCGCAGACUCCAAGCUGCUCAAGAUCCACAAGCUGGCGCUCCGCGACGACCUGGUCGCCGCGGGGAGCAAGUCGGCCAUCACGCCGACCGCGGCGGCGCCCGAGGAGACGGCGGUCCUCAUGUACACGUCGGGCACCACCGGCAACCCCAAGGGCGUCCUGAUCUCGCACAAGAGCCUGCUCUGCGUGAUGGGCGCCACACUCGCGCCCGGCCCGGCGUCCCUAGAAGGGGAAAGACGGAGCUCGGCGCUGUCGCUCGACGGAAAGUCCUACCUCAAGGCGGGGGGCACCUACUGCGCCUACCUGCCGCUGGCGCACAUCAUGGAGCUCUCGGUCGAGCUUACCAGCUUCGCGGUUCUCGUCGGCAUCAAGGCCAAGUUCGCCGCGCUGCCUGGAAUCCUGCAGGGGCGCGUCAACGCCGCGAUCGCCAACGGCAAGUGCGACUACGACUCGGGCGGCGUGCAGAAGCUGCUCGGCGGCAACGUGGAGCUGAUGAAGUUUGUGCAGACCGUCUUCAAGUGCCGCGUGCGGCAGGGCUACGGCCUCACCGAGACGUGCGCGGCCACGUGCAUCGCCCUCGCGAGCGACAACACCACGGCGCAGGGCGGCUACAUGAACGCCGACAAGGACAACAAGGAGAUCGGCAUGCCCCGCGGCGAGAUCCUCAUCGGCGGGCCGGGCGUGUGCGACGGCUACCUCGUCGACCCGGCCGCGCCGGACCCGGACGUGGUGGCGAAGAACCGCGACGAGUUCGUGACGAUCGACGGCCAGCGCUACUUUUGCACCGGCGACGUCGGCCAGUACACGCCCGAGGGCAACCUGAUGAUCAUCGAUCGCAAGAAGGACCUGGUCAAGCUGCAGCAGGGCGAGUACGUCGCCCUCUCCAAGGUUGAGAACGUGCUCAAGACGUCGCAGUACACGGCGCUGCCGAUGGUGUACGCGCUUUCCUCGAUGUCGUACUGCAUCGCGCUCAUCUGCCCAAACGAGGGCCCGCUCAUGAAGCUCGCGGCCUCGCUCGGCGUGUCGGGAGAUCUCGGCGCCGUCUGCGAGGACGCAAAGGUGGUCGCCGCCGUGCUCAAGGACAUCACCGCCGAGUGCAAGAAGGGCAAGCUCGCCAAGUUUGAGAUCCCGACCAAGGUCAUCCUCGUCGCCGAGCUCUGGACGCCGGAGAACGAGCUGCUCACGGCGGUGCGCAAGCUCAAGCGGCGCGAGAUCGUCGCGUGCCACAAGGCGCAGAUCGACAAGUGCUACGUCUAGGCGGCCGCGCCCUGGGCGAGCGGCCAGAACCAAAGUAGGAGUGUUCAUUUGGCAUGCGGGGAGUUUCCCCUCUUGCCUUGGACGGAGCGGGGACCCACCCUCGAGCGCGUGGGCUGCGGCGGCGGCCUGCGGGAGCGUGCCCGGGGCGCCCUCUGUUCCAGCUGGGUACUAGACUAAUUUAUGGCAUUCAUGCAGAGAACAGUGUGGUGAGAGCCCCACAAGUGAAGGUGGAUUUUCAAA